CACGAGCCCUCUUCUUCUUCUACCCUUCUGCCGAACCAAACCAGACAUGGAGUUCGCCGGAGCUUCGUCUGAGUUCGUCACCAGAGUUCUUCGCCCAUUGAUUUGUGAUUCGUCGCCGAACAAUCGAGGUGAGUGAUUUAUCUUUCGUUAAGGUUAAUUCAUAGAUUAGGAUUCGUUGAUAUAUCUUCAUUCAAUUGAUGCUGGAUUCGUGAGUAUGAUUGUGAUUCAAAUUGAGUGUGGAUAUGGGAUUUGUCGCUAUGCCCUUCGUUUUCCUUCUGUUCUUCGACUUUCUUCCCCGUGUCUAUGUUCCGCGACUUGUUGCUGCUGCCGCUUGCUACCGUUGAGGAUCGGUGCUCUGAAGUCUUGUCACUGGAAAACCGUCGCCGCCUACUUGUGUUGGCGGUGAUUUCCGCCGCUGCUUCUAUAGUUGCUGCACUGUUGCGAAAUUCCAGCCAAGGGACGAAGAGUCGGAGAGUGAAGUACGGACCACGAAUUGAUGUAUCGCUGUAGCACCAAGUAGGAAUUUGGAUUUUAGUUUUAGAAUUUCACAAUUCAGCCCUGAAAUCUAUAGGUUGUUUGCAAUUUGACCCAACUUUAUACUUUAGCGUUAAAAGCAUGUAAUGAUCAUAAAUUAAUCCAAAUUUGUAAAUGAUAAGUUGGUGAUUAGUAUAUGUUGGAUUGAAACUUUUAGAAAUCUAAUAGUACGAGGUGAAUCUGAGUUGAAUUGCAUAUUGAAAAUCACAAAUAGGAUUGAGAUUAGAAAUUAAGGUCAUGCGGGUGACGUCGUUCAUCCGAUGGUCUCGAGGGUUAAAAACGUGCGCACGGUGGUCAUUGACCCCUGGCGAGAGCCAGCGGGGGCCUCAACCCCCUCCAUUGCGAGAGCUUUGGAGUUAUGAGUGUGGGUUUGGGCGAGAGCCUGGAUUCUAUUACUCCCGUAAGUAUGAAUUGGAUUAUAUCUACCAGGCAGAUGGAGUAGGGAUGCAUAAAAACGAAACUGAAAUAUAAGGAUAAAUAGUGGUACAGUUGGAUAAUGAUAUUUGCUGGUUCAUCUGAUAUUGUUUGAUUAUAUAUUAAUGAGUGCUAGUCUAUGAGUUAGUUUUAGCGUUAGAUACUUCCACUCUCCCUAUUUUUACAGGUAGGGAUCAAGGAUUGGAUGAGGAGCAGCCUGGAGGACAGUGAAGCAUGACGCUGGUGGAUGACCGAAGCUGUUUUAUUUAAAUUUAGUAUAGUUGUUGAAUUUGUUUACCUAAAUUACUAGAAUGUUGAAUGUUGUUUUUUUAAGGCUUCCGCAACGUUUGAAUUAUUUACUCCGAUUAAACCAUGAUUUGUUCU
Cuscuta campestris is the source of this 1332-nucleotide messenger RNA. Lineage: Eukaryota; Viridiplantae; Streptophyta; Magnoliopsida; Solanales; Convolvulaceae. The record is from the annotation of a GenBank genome assembly.